GCCCAUCUCCACGCUCGGGUGGGAAUUAUAACUCUGACUUUGCACUUCCUCAACAUCCUACCAAUCAGCAGCAGCAGCAGCAGCAGCAACAACAACAUCCAACCAGCGCCAACUCGAAUCUAGUUGGAACCCACCCUCCUCUGAAUAUCUCAGUGCUAGUGACCGAGGUCGAUCGCGUAGGAAUAGGCUAGCCACCGAUCCAGGUUCAGUCCUCACUCCCUCCCCCUCUCCCAUUCCCUCAUCAACAUCCGCGACGCGUCAUCCUGCCGUAUGGAACGGCGACUUCGGCCUCCCUCGUGCUCCCGCUCCUGGAAACCUUGGCAGCGCACUCACCAGGAAAACGUCGAUGGCCACUAAUUCCUCCAGCUCUUCUUCCGGCGCUGCGACCCCUCCCGCCGUUCCGGUCUCUCAGACCUCCUUAUUCUUGAAAACAUCAGACCAUCGUAGGGCGCCUAGUUUGAAUAGUACUUCCAUCGGCUCUAACUCCAAACCGAUCUCGAUCGUCCCCUCACCUGGUAAUAAUAACCCUUCUUCUAGUAAUACAGUGGCCAGUUCGAGUCCUACCAGUACAGGAUCGCCUAGUCGUGGUCUGAACACGGGAACAUUACCUGGAAGCAAUCCAGUCGGAUUAACAUGCAUUCUAGAGGACGGUACAGCUGGGAAUUUGGGUGGAGAGAAUGGGAGUGGAAGAGGAGGAGGAGGAAUGGGAGAGAUCUAUGGGGCAGCAGGGCCGAGGGAGAUAGGAUUCAAAGUAGGAAGAGGAGGGUUUGGAAGACCUACGACAGCAGCUGGAACGGUAGGUGUAGUAGCCGGAACGACUUCACAAAUUGGACCAGUUUGUCAACCCACUUUGGAUGAAGUCAUCCGUAAGACUAUCAAAGUCACCCUCGCCGAAAAUGGGAUCAUGAAAACUAUCAACGUCGAAAACCUUAAAUCCGCUGUCGAUCUCCUCGAUCGUGUCCUUCGUAAAUUCGGUAAUAUCAAUGCCUCUGGGCAAGCUUCGGCCGGUCGAUCCGUUAAUCUCGACGAUUGGGCUCUUUCUCCCAUGCCUCUCAAUGCUGUACCUGGAGAACUCAAUUGGGGUACUAUUAAACAAUUAGAUGAAAAUGAAUUAUUGGAAUUAUGUAGGACGACCAAUCGGCCAGAACGACAGAGAGGACUAUUGUUACAUUAUGUAGCAACUGGAAAACGAGCAAAUCGGAAGGCAGCCUCGCCGUACUUCGGGGCAGAAGAGAUAGUCGUCUCGGGGGUAUCUCCGACGAUGUCGCCAACAAUAGCAGGCUCAUCGCCGACCUUAUCGGCGCAUCAGCAAUCUAAGCAAGAGAUCAGGGAGGGUGGCGAGCCACUGACCGGGGCAGAUGAGGGCGGAAGCAUGGAGGGCAAGACUAAGCCCGACAUUCCGGCCCCCCGGAAAACUCGUAAUCGGGCUAGCGUCGUCAGUGUCAUGUCGGGAUUGAUGAUCGAUCCUUCUCGUCAUUCAGAACCAUUACCUCCGGAUUAUCAAGCCUCGCUCCAACAACAUGGCUCACAUAAUCAUCAUCCCGAGGAUGGAGUUUCUGGCGGUACUGCUGCUGGAGGAGGAGGAGAAAGAGUAACAAGUCUGUUGGCCAGCGGACGUGGCAAAUUGCGUAACUUCUUCGGCCAUCGUCCUCCUUCAGAAAUCAUCUCAAAUCACUUGGUCGAUUAUUUUCCUUCGGUCGAGAACAAGAAACAUCUCUCCAAAACUGUCCGGCAAUCCGUCCGGAAAUCGAUGGCGAUCAGAAGGUCCAGUCAAUUCUCCAAUAAUAACAAUCUGCCUGGUGGUGGUGGCGGUGGUGGUAAUGGAGGGAGAACGACGAGUUGGGAUAUGUCCUCUUAUCCGUCUCUUCCAUUACAACCUCAACAACAAAAUCAUCCUGGACGUUUAUCGACCGACUCGAAUCGGUCGACUCAUAUUACGGCCUCCAAAUCCUUCGAGGAACGCAGUUCACCUCACAUCUCGAUUGCUGAUUUCUCAGAGACUAGUGAACCAAUGGAUCGAUCACGAGCGUCGUUGGAUACUCUGAAUUCCUUGCCGGAUCCAGCGAUCUCUAAUAACCGUCUUUCGACCCGGAAACAACGCGACUCUGACCUGACGUCGAUUCUUACAUUGGAUGAAGUGACGGCUGAGGUGGAGAAUCGAAGACUUAGUAUCAUGGCCCUCGGGGUUCCCGGACUCCUUCCGAGCAAAUCUUCAUCUUCUUCAGUCAGUGAUUGGGGAAGCUUGUCCGGUUUAUUGACUUCCAAGAAUCCUUCGGACCCCGUUCUUUCUUCGACCGAUGACCCAUCUAACGAGCUCGAUGAUCGUCAUUCUCAUCCGGCUGGUGGUCAUAAACCGGCACCGACGAGACGGUCUUUGAGCUCUACUAGAAUCCAGGACCCCAUUUUGGAGGAGAAUGAGGCCUCUGAUACCCUUAAACCGGAUGGUCGUGUUGAUCAAGAUCAAGACAAUCAAGAUGAAGAGGAUGAAGAGGAUGAUGAGGAUGAUGAGGAGGAGGAUGAUGAGGAAGAUGAGGAAGAUGAUGAUGACGAUGACGAUGAUGAUGAUGACGAAGAUGAUGAGGAUGAUGAUGACGAAGAAAAUAAAGACGCUAAUGACGAUCCUCAGAAAAUGACUUCUAGUGGAUCUAAAGCGUCGAUUAAGUGGGUCAGAGGGGCUUUGAUUGGGCAAGGAAGUUUCGGAAGUGUAUAUUUGGGUAUGCAUGCAUUAAAUGGGACAUUAAUGGCAGUCAAACAAGUCGAACGACCGAGUGGAACGUCACACAAUGAAGAAAGGAAGAAGUCGAUGUUGGGAGCCUUAGUACGAGAGAUCGAGUUUUUGAAAGAAUUACAACACACGAAUAUCGUCCAAUAUCUAGACUCUUCAGCCGACAAUGCGUUCUUCAAUAUCUUCUUGGAAUAUGUUCCCGGAGGCUCGGUGUCAACUUUGCUCAAGAAUUACGGAUCCUUCGAGGAGGCCUUGGUUAAUUCGUUCACCAGACAGAUCCUCGAUGGACUUAUCUAUCUCCAUUCUAAGGAAAUCAUCCAUCGCGAUAUCAAAGGCGCCAAUAUUCUCGUCGAUAAUAAGGGCGUCAUUAAGAUCUCUGAUUUCGGGAUCUCGAAACGAGUUGAAGAUAAUUUGUUAUCGACUGCAAGGAUUCAUAGACCUUCGUUACAAGGAUCGGUCUUCUGGAUGGCCCCUGAAGUGGUCAAGCAGACUUCUUAUACGCGCAAAGCCGACAUUUGGUCCCUAGGUUGUUUGAUCGUCGAGAUGCUUACUGGUGAACACCCUUGGGCUAGUCUUACUCAGAUGCAAGCUAUCUUUAGGAUCGGUUCAUUUGCUACACCUGAAAUCCCUGAUGAUAUUUCAGAAGAAUGUAUCGAUUUAUUGAAACAAACUUUCUUAAUUGAUCAUCAUGCGAGACCGACGGCUAUGGAGCUUUCGAACCAUGCAUUUUUCCGUUCCGAAGAAGGAGGAGGCGGAGUUGUCGGGAAAUCAGAGACAAGCGUUGAGAAGGGCGGGGCGAAUCGAGAGAAAGAGGGCGAAGGAGAGAAGAAAGAGCAAGUCCAAGAGGCUCAUGAAGCGGAUGAAUCUAGAGGAAAAUCAGAGGAAGAAGGAGGUGGUGGAGCGGUUGAUGGAGAGAAAGAGCUUGAGGUCUCCGAGGAUGGCAAGACUGAUACCGACUCGAUCAUCGAGAACGAGGCGCGCUGUUUGGUCGAUGAAGCUAACCUGGAACUCUCUAGACGCAAAUCGGCUCUUGCUAAUCAAUAACUUUCUCCUCCUCUCGUCCUUCUUUGAACUUUCCUUUUUUCUCUUUAUCUCUCUUCUUCUCUCUUCUUUCUUACCAUCCUUUCCUUCUGAUCUGGUGAUUUAUCCCCCUUGUUCUUGGAUCCUAUCUCCCCCCCCCCCUUCUUUUCUCUCUUCUUCUUGCUCGUCUCUCUCUCAGCUUUUCUUUCCUCAUUAUUGAUCUUUUCAACUCACAUAAUUCGCAAGAUUGUUUUUUUGUUUUUUUUUGGUAUUGUUUGUACUUCAAAAAAAAAAAUUCAUACCCUCUAGUUAACCAACUCGAUGUCCAUCCAUUCAAAAACAAAAAAAAAACAUCUUUUUUUCUCUCUCUUUCUCUUUCUUUCCUCACCUCUCUCUUUUUUGAAAACUAAUCAAGCAAAAGAAGUGUAAAAAAUUGUGUUGUUUGUUUGUUUCUUGUAAUUAUUGCAGACUUUGAUAUGUAAAUAUACUUUUUCUUUCUUCUCAAUCUUCCUCUUGUAAAUAGCUUUCUGUUUUUUUUUGCUGUUGUUUCCUUGUUAAUAUAAUAGACAUUUUUUGUGUGUGUGUGUUUUGGUC
This is a messenger RNA of Puccinia graminis f. sp. tritici CRL 75-36-700-3, 4339 nucleotides long. Its product is annotated as STE protein kinase. The transcript is spliced from 9 exons. The coding region runs from base 347 to 3769 and encodes 1140 amino acids. The record is from RefSeq and is a predicted model, not a curated record. Gene Ontology annotation, molecular function: ATP binding; protein kinase activity. Gene Ontology annotation, biological process: protein phosphorylation. NCBI's taxonomy places the organism in Eukaryota, Fungi, Basidiomycota, Pucciniomycetes, Pucciniales, Pucciniaceae.